Messenger RNA from Aethina tumida (small hive beetle), 1677 nucleotides. RefSeq names its product lipoyltransferase 1, mitochondrial. Bases 135 to 1334 code for a protein of 399 amino acids. The transcript has 4 exons. NCBI's taxonomy places the organism in Eukaryota, Metazoa, Arthropoda, Insecta, Coleoptera, Nitidulidae. Gene Ontology annotation, molecular function: lipoyltransferase activity. Gene Ontology annotation, biological process: protein lipoylation. Gene Ontology annotation, cellular component: cytoplasm; mitochondrion. The record is from RefSeq and is a predicted model, not a curated record.
UACCUCAUCACUUUGACUUCGUCUUCUAAAAACGCCACAUCAACCACCUGCUUUAAUUAGUGUACUUACACAACGGGCACAACAUUUGCAGGACAAUAAUUUUUGUGAAACAAAUUUUUCAUUCGACAAUCAACAUGGCCUUAGUGCAAAGUACCUGUUUCAAAGUGGGAUCACUAAUCUCUCGUGUCAGCGUUAGAUGCAUGUCUACCCCUGUUCACAAACAAGUGAAGAAAGUGGAUGAAAAGGACAUUAAAAAAUCAGUAUUCAUUUCACAAUCCAAAGACAUAUAUACAAAUCUUGCACUUGAAGACUGGUUGUACAAGAACUUUGAUUUUACCAACCACCAUGUGUUGAUGCUAUGGCAAAACGAUCCCUGUGUCGUAAUAGGGCGUCAUCAGAACCCUUGGCUGGAGGCGAACAUUUCGCACUUGCCAAAUAUUACCGAAAAUGGCGUAAAAUUAGCGAGGAGAAACAGUGGUGGAGGUACUGUGUAUCAUGAUUUGGGAAAUUUAAAUAUGACAUUUUUCACUGCCAAGGAACACUAUAAUAGAAAGUACAACUUAGAAAUUGUCAAACGUUCCAUAUUUAGAGAAUAUGGUGUUAAAGUUGAUGUGUCUCCCAGAGAAGAUCUCACUCUUAGAGACUUUAAGCAGAUCUCUGGAACAGCUGCUAAACUUGGACGACCAAAUGCUUAUCAUCACUGCACACUUCUGGUCAACGCCAACAAAGUAGACUUGACCCAAGCUUUACACAAAGAAGAAGAUGUUGACAUCAAAACCAACGCAACUCAGUCAGUCAAGUCAAAAAUCAUGAAUUUGUGUGAGGAAAAUCCCAAAAUCAACGUGCAACAAUUAUCUACAGCUGUUGGAUGGGAAUUUAUGAGGACCACUGCCCUUUCCCUCAAAGAUGGAGGAAUGGAACUGGCUAAUCAACAAAAGGGUUUCCAAAUGGUUCAGCCUUCAGAGCAAUGGUUCCCAGGCAUAACUGAGAUUAGAAAUCAAUUUGAAAGUUGGGAUUGGUGUUAUGGAAAAAGCCCAAAGUUUACCAUUUCAAAAUGUUUCAACGUGCCGGACUCGCUAGCUAUCAAUGGACCGGAAGACUUGAAGAUAACAAUGAGUAUCGAGUCGGGCAGAAUCAGUGAAAUCUCUUUGUACAUACCACCUGGUCUGUCCAGCAGUGGUUUUAGUGGCGAAGCAAAUGUAAUAACGAGUUUUAAAGGUCACAAAUUCACUGAAGAAAUGUUUAACAACUUAGAGUUAUCACUGGGGGGCUUAGUCAAUGAUAAGGAUAAGUUUGUAACGGAAUGUUUGAGAAAAGUAAUGACCUCUGUAUGAUAUCCAGUUGACAGAGAGACAAACUGAAUGUUGCAAUCUUUCUGUCAUCGUCAUCAUCACAUUUAUCAUCCAAUUACAGUACCUAGUUUUUAAAACUUUGUUUGUGUUAUUAAUCUUAGACUGGUGCCGACAUCCAAUUAUUUUCUUAGAUGUAACUUUUUAGUUUUAAGUUUUAAUACCAUUAAUGUGGUCACAAGAAUUAAUCAUAUCAUUUAUGUUAACUCAAACUGUUAAUUUAGUUUCUUUUAUUUUAGGUUUUAGUGAUACUGUUUUGGAGAUGUUGUGCCUUAUUAGAUUAAUGUAGAUAUUAGCUGUAGAAUAAAGUGUAAAUAUUGUUAAAUAA